AUGUCAGAAAUGAUCUUAGCUGGUAAACCCACCAUCCGUAUGGCCUUGGGAUUAAUGGGAUUAACAUUAUUUGCGGAUCAACCGGUCUCGGACGAUGUUGCCUUUGAAGUCAUCAAGACUUCUUUGGAUGCCGGUGCUACUCACCUUAACUCAGCGAUGUUCUACGGUUCCCCGUCAGAUAAAUUAUCGAACCUCAAAUUGCUAGGGAGAUUCUUCAAGGCGUACCCUCAAUACAAGGAUAAAGCGAUAUUGGGUGUGAAAGGUGGUAUGACAGGUGCUUUUGCAGGAUGUACAGGAGAUAUCGAUCACUUACGAAAAGAACUUCUAACCGCCAAGGAAUUGUUGGGUGAGAAGGAAAUUGAUAUUUUCGCUUGUGCGAGAGUACCUGAUGAUCGUCCAUUCGAAGAAACAAUCAAGAACCUCGUCCAACUCCAGUCCGAAGGUUUAUUCCGAACUAUCGGCUUGUCCGAGACGUCCGCUUCAUCCAUGCGUCUAGCUCAUCAGAUCGCAGGAAAGCUCAUUUCAUCCAAUGAGAUUGAAGUUUCACUUCAGACCUUACUUGACCCCUUGAUUGUAGAAAGUAUCAAAACUGCCGAGGAAUUAGGUAUAAUCAUCAUUGGUUAUUCACCUUUCGGACAUGGUUUGUUAUCUGGUCAAACUCCCUCUGGAGAAGGGGAUUGGAGAAAUCAUCUACCCAGAUUCCAAAAAGAAAACCUUGAUAGGAACCUUGCCCUGGUCAGAGAUUUGGAGGAUUUGGCAAAGAAGUCUGGAAGGAAAUUGACAGAAGUCAUCUUGGGUAGUAUGAUUGCUUAUAGUCCUAAUAUCCUCCCUUUACCAGGAUCCAAGAGCCCCAAAAGAGUAGCAGAGAAUAACGCAGCUGCGCAAGUGAAACUCUCAGACGAAGAGAUGAAAGAGAUCUUCGAGAUACUCAAUAAGAAUCCGGUAAUUGGUACGAGAUAUCCUGAAUUCGGUAUGGGAGCUUUGGUAAGUGUUUUUUUACUCAUAGUGCUCACAGGAUGUCAUAUGUUGACUUGCUUGUGGUUCACAAUGUAG
Molecule: messenger RNA, 1053 nt
Organism: Kwoniella botswanensis
Lineage: Eukaryota; Fungi; Basidiomycota; Tremellomycetes; Tremellales; Cryptococcaceae
Exons: 5
Coding region: 1-1053 (350 amino acids)
Cellular component (GO): cytoplasm
Source: RefSeq, a predicted model, not a curated record